Molecule: messenger RNA, 1250 nt
Organism: Dunckerocampus dactyliophorus (ringed pipefish)
Lineage: Eukaryota; Metazoa; Chordata; Actinopteri; Syngnathiformes; Syngnathidae
Exons: 8
Coding region: 100-1167 (355 amino acids)
Source: RefSeq, a predicted model, not a curated record
GUCACGUGACCAUCAGUAGAUCAGAUUAAAUGAAAUCCAAACAUUUGGACUUUGUUUGAAAAUUACAAAGUUACUAGCAGUUGCUCUGUAUGAGCUGCCAUGUUCCUCUUCUUAUUCCACAAUAGAAUCCUCUUCUUUUUCGACAACAGCGUGAAAAUGCCAUUUUGGCAUCAAACCGUGUUCGUCGUGUUGCUUCUGACAGGUUCAGCGGGCGAGGCAGCACGGGUGCAUUACCACCCGACACCUACAUGCGCAGUGAAAGGGUCGACGGUCACAAUCCUCUGCACGUUCACACCGCUUACGGAGGUUGUCAGGGUGGUGUGGUGCGUCAAUCACCUCAUAUGUCACGGCAUCACACCGUCCGUGUACGACAGCGCAAAGCCUCGCCCCGCCUCACGGUACCAGUACUUGGGAGACUUGGAAGGAAACUGCACACUUCAGAUCCACAAUGUCCAGGAGACGGACAGCAGGACAUUCCGCUUCCGCAUGGAAGCUGUUGACUCCUUGGGACAUUUCACUGGCACCACAGGGGCAAAGAUCAACGUCAUCGAUAACGCUCAGAUGGUGGUGUUAAGCUCCGCUUCCGCCAAGGUGAGCGAGGGCGACAGAGUGACUCUGAGUUGCACUUCCCGUUGCUCCUUCCAGCAGCUGGAGGUGCACUGGUUCCGAGAUGGCUACCACGUUCUCUCAGGAUCCGGCCCCGCCCUACAGCUGGGCCUCAUGACCAAGGACAAGUCUGGCAACUACACCUGCGCGCUGGCGAGGGACACAAGGACCAUGUCGAUGCCCUUCAGCCUGAACGUGGAAGCGCGUCAAUCCAACUUGGCUGGACGUGAUGGACAGCUUGCUCUGACUCUUGGCUUGACCUUUGGCCUUCUGCUGGUGUUGCUGAUUUUCAUUCUGCUGUUCUUCAUCAUUAAAAGGAAGUGUUGGGUGGCGUCAUGUGAGAAUGUCAAAGGUCUGGAAGGAGAGAUGGAGCAGAAGCACGGUGAACGUGUGUACUGUAACUUGCCAUCAUCUGCUGAACCAGCCACACAGGAAAUGAGCCACAGCACAGAGGAAAUCAGCUACGCCUCCAUCCAGUUUAAACAAAAGACUGUGAGCAGACCAGUGAAGGACAGCAAAGAAUUUGUCAUCUACUCAGCUGUAGCGAGCCCGUUGCAAUGACUCAGCAGAUGUUGCCAAUUCAGAAUUCUCAGAAGAGGAUCUAGCAGAGGUGGGAGAAAGUCAGUGUGUUGCAACUCUCAAGU